Molecule: messenger RNA, 3380 nt
Organism: Drosophila gunungcola (fruit fly)
Lineage: Eukaryota; Metazoa; Arthropoda; Insecta; Diptera; Drosophilidae
Gene: vri
Exons: 3
Coding region: 282-2498 (738 amino acids)
Biological process (GO): regulation of DNA-templated transcription; circadian rhythm
Cellular component (GO): nucleus
Molecular function (GO): DNA-binding transcription factor activity; DNA binding
Source: RefSeq, a predicted model, not a curated record
GUUCAGGCGCUCGCGAUAAGUCUCCCAUACAUAUAUUUUAUUAUAAAUAUAUAGUCGAUCCACACACACAGCCCAUUCGAUCCGCGAUAAGUGAGAGCCGUCGAGCCGUUAAAAGCAUUUCGGCCAAGUGCAGCAACCGCAGAAACGUCGCGUUAGCCAACUAAAUCACAGUACCCAAAUAAAACAAAGUGUUUGAAAAACAAUUUUCAAAGAAUAAUUAAAUCAUCAUUCUAAGCAAAAUAUAAAAACAAUGCCAAAAGUGUUUUGAGCCCAAAAACAUUAUGUCGAUUGUCUGCACGCUAGAACAGAAAGUGAACUUUUUUAAAGCGGCUGCAACGACCAAAAAUCUCCUGAUACUCAAAAAUAAUACGGAUACCAAUUACAGCAACAACUACAAGCAGGAUAACCCCAGCAACAACAAGUUUCACCGCAUCCAGCAACAGAGCAACGCUAGCCAAUUGCAACAUCAGCACCAACUGCAGCAGAAGCUCGCUAAGCUGAAGCACUUUCCCUACGGGCCACGCCCACCCACCGGAGGCAAGGAGGAGCCGCUGCUCCUAUUAGCGCCACCGGACACACUCUAUCCAACAGCGAUGCCCGAGGUCCUCAGCGGUACGCCCACAAAUAUCCACAAUAAAGCCAACAUCGCCAUGAUGAACAACGUGCGUCUGUCGAAUAUAUCGCCGACUUUGUCAAUGAACGGCAGCUCCAACGAGGCAUCCAAUUUGCAUCCCCUGUCCAUGUACGGCGGAUCCAUCAGUCCGCAGUCGAAUGACAGCGGCAUGUCCGACAGUCUGGGCAAGUUUGCACCAGGAAGCGGCUAUGGCGAUGGCAUGAUGGGCCAGUCGCCCUCGCAGGGCGGCAAUGGACCCCAAUCGGCGUUGACCGCCGCCCAAAAGGAGCUCUUCUCGCAGCGCAAGCAGCGCGAAUUCACGCCGGACAACAAGAAGGACGAGAGCUACUGGGACCGCCGGAGACGGAACAAUGAGGCGGCCAAGAGGAGUCGCGAGAAGAGGCGCUACAACGACAUGGUUCUGGAGCAGCGCGUCAUCGAGCUGACCAAGGAGAAUCAUGUGCUGAAGGCCCAACUGGACGCCAUACGCGACAAGUUCAACAUCUCCGGAGAGAAUCUGGUCAGUGUGGAGAAGAUUCUGGCAUCGCUGCCCACCAGCGAACAGGUGCUGAGCAACACGAAGCGGGCCAAGAUGAGCGGCGGUGGCUCCUCCUCCGGAUCCUCGCCCUCGGGCAGUGGCUCGGGUGAGGGUUCUCCGCAGAAUGGCCACAAUGUCUAUCCGGUGGGUCCGCCACUAUCUCCGCUCAUCUACGCACCCAACGGCAGUGCCCGAUCAGAGGUGGCCACUGUCAAGAGUGUCCACCAUGUGCAGCAUGCAGGUGUUCCACCGCCGCCGCCGCCCACGCACCUGCAACAGUUGAUUGUGCCACAGGCGCAGCCGCAGCAUCUCUACCAGCCACAACUAACACAGCAGCAGCAGCAGCAGCAUCAGCAGCCGCAUCAGCAGCAACAGCAGCAGAUUACGCAGCAGCAGCAGCAGCAGCCAACACAUCAGCAGGAGCCAAGUCCCAGUGCUCCACGUUGCAGUUCACCCUCAGCCAUCUCCGAUCCGCACAACAAUCGCCCGCCCAGCAGCAGCACCAUUGCCAGUCUCCAGGUGCAACUGCAGCAGGCCUUGAAUCGCAAUGUUCGGCCCGAGGAUCUGGAUAGUUUGCGCAAGGCGGUGGCCGCCGGAGCCCUGUACAAUGCGGCCGCUGUGGUGGGUGGUGUGGCACCACCGCCGCCGCCACCCACUGGCCUGUACGUGCCCACGCCCAGCGCCUACAAGGAUCACCUGGAGGCGGCCGCCGCCUGGAGUCACAAUGUCGAGGCGGCCGUGAGCAGCAGUGCCGUGGAUGCGGUCAGCAGCUCAUCGGUGUCCGCCAGUGCGGCCAGUGUGCUCAAUCUUUCGCGUCGCGCCUGCUCGCCCAGCUACGAGCACAUGCUCUCCUCCACCACCUCCUCGUCCACUCUCUCCUCCGCCUCGUCGUCCGGCGCCGUUUCCGGCGAUGACGAGCAGGAGCACGAACCGGCGCACAUGGCUCUGCCGCUGCAGCUCCAGCGGAGCAGUUCGCAGCAACAGGGCAGCAGCAGCAGCAGCAGCGGCAGCAGCGAUGCCAACAACUGUCUGCCCCUCAAGCUGCGCCACAAAUCGCAUUUGGGCGACAAGGAUGCGGCGGCCACGGCAUUGCUCUCGCUGCAGCACAUCAAGCAGGAGCCCAACUGCAGCCGGGCAUCGCCGCCAGCCUGGAACGAUGGUGGCGACAACUCCAGCGACGAAAGGGACUCGGGAAUCUCGAUUGCCAGUGCCGAGUGGACGGCGCAGCUGCAAAGGAAGCUUCUAACGCCCAAGGAGGUCAAUGUGGAACGGGAUCAGAUGCUCAAGUCGCAGCUGGAGCGCCUGGAGUCCGAGGUGGCCAGCAUUAAGAUGAUCCUGGCCGAGUAGCCCGGAUCUAGAUCUAUAUCUAGAUCUGGUUCAGGAUCAGGAUCAGGAGAGAGAGCGAAGAGACAGAGACUCUGAAGGGGAUCAGGGGAUCGAGGAUGCAGAGCAGUAGAUGGCAGAGCGGAGAGUUCCAUGGCGCCAGUAGUAGUAGUAGUAGUAGUAGUAGUAGUAGAAGAUGAAGUUUUAAAACCGAGUGUUAACUAUUACAUACACGAGGCAUCUGCAAAUGUAUAACUCUAAAGCCGGGCCUGGACCAUAAACGACUCCUAGACUUUGUGGUCCAAACCCGGCCAUUACCCAUGUAUCUGUGUGCAUAUGCUUAUCUAUCCACUGUAUUGAAGUCUUGUAAUCGUGAAUGUUUAACUAUAUAUAGAUCUCGUCAAAACUCGGAGCUAAACAAAUCCUUAGGGUCGUCGGGCCAAAAGAGUUUCUUAUUUAACCUAGCACACGCACGCUAUUUGUUUGCAUAGCUAACUGGUGACCCCGUUUCGGUGAUCGGGGUCACCAGCAAAGUUAUUAUCCUCUUAUGCAUCCCAAGUUUCCUUAUGCACAGCGAAAGUGGAGAGAAAAAUAAAAGAUAUAUUAUAUUUGUAGGCAAACGUUACCAAGUAUUUGCUGUUGUACAUAUUACACAAUUAAUUAUAUAUAUUUACCAUAUACAUCUUUAUUCCUAUCGUGUACAUAAUUUUAGUUGCAAGCUAAGCUUAUUUUUAUUUUAUUUUAUAUUAUAUUAUUAUUAUUAUUAUUAUUAUUAUGUAGUGAAGUAAACAUAUACAUUACACUUAAGCGACGCGUGAAGCACAUUCAAACGUGAGAGACGAAAGAAAUCUGAAAAGAAUUAAUGAAUAUAUUCUGCAAUAAAUCAUUUUAAAUAUCUUACCUUAA